AUGGAGGGGCUUAUUGAGGUACGGCGUCUGAUGGACGAUGUGCAACCUGCUGCGCAUGUGCUGCGCAUGUGCUGCGCAACCUGCUGCGCAUGUCGGAGAGAGGGGCACGAGGAGGACAUGCUGGCUGCACUUAAAGCCGACCUGAGCCGCGGGCGCAUGGAAGCGCUUAUUGAGCGCGGGUGUGAUGCUUGUGUGGCGCGCAUGGCGGAGGAGCACGAGGACGACAUGCUGGCGGCGCUCAAGGCGGACCUGGGCCGCGGGCGCAUGGAGGCGCUCAUAGAGGUGUGGCAUUGCGUGUGUCGCCUCAAUAGCCUCUCCCCUCCUUCCCCCCGCCCCACACACCACACACCACGGCAGGUGGGCACGCCCCUGACGUUGAGGCCAGGCCGCUCUAAGGUGGUGUAUGAGCUGCUGGGUGUGUUUAGAGGCGCCUCGAAAGGCGCCUCAGAGGUCGCUACCAAAGUCGCCAAAAUCAUCUUUCUCUUCCCCCCCCCUCUCCUCCAGGUGGGCACACCACUGACGUUGAGGCCAGGCCACUCACAGGUGGUGUAUGGGCCGGGCCGCUGGGUGUGUUUCGAGGCGCCUCAACAAGGUGCCUCAACAGCCUCUCCCAUCCUUCCCCCCCCUCUCGACCAGGUGGGCACGCCACUGACGUUGAGGCCAGGCCAUUCAGAGGUGGUGCAUGAGCCGCUGGGGGUGGUGCUCAUCAUCUCGCCCUGGAACUUCCCCCUCCUGUUGAGUUUGGAGCCGCUGAUAGGAGCCUUAGCAGCGGGCAACGUGGUUGUUCUCAAGCCAUCAGAACACUCCCCCUCCUGCUCGCACCUGCUCUCGCGCCUCCUCCCCCUCUACCUCGACUCACAGGCCGUGCAGGUGGUGGAAGGCGGCCCGGAAACAGCCAAGGCACUGCUGGGGCGGCGGUGGGAUAAGAUCUUCUUUACGGGUGGCACGGCUGUGGGGCGCAUUGUGAUGGAGGCGGCCAGUAAGCAUCUGACACCUGUCACUCUGGAGCUGGGCGGCAAGAAUCCACUGUUCAUCGACGAGUCUGCUGACCUGGAGGUGCGUGCUGCUGACCUGGAGGUGUGUGCAUGUUGUCUCGAGUGCAACGUGCAUGUUCCAUAG
This is a messenger RNA of Closterium sp. Yama58-4, 1119 nucleotides long. The record is from the annotation of a GenBank genome assembly. NCBI's taxonomy places the organism in Eukaryota, Viridiplantae, Streptophyta, Zygnematophyceae, Desmidiales, Closteriaceae.